GCUCUGGUGAUUGGCACGCGCCAGGCCGGCCCCUUUCAGGCCCUGGUUAUUGGCGCUUUAACCGGUGUCGCUCGCUGCCUCUCGGUGUCCGCGCGCGCGUACAAACAGAUCAAACGUGUGCGCUUUGAAAACUACGUCUCCGCUUCAUUUGGCUCGUGCUUGUGUUUGAUGUCCGUUCUUGAAGGUGAAUAAAUACCGACUCGGAUUGAUCGCAGCAGAAGUGGAUGCGCUCUGGCUACUUUUUUUUUUUUUUUUUUUUUAAAGCAUGGCCGAGAAGCGGCGGUCUCCGUGCACCAUGAGCCUGAAGGCGCACGCGUUUUCUGUGGAGGCGCUGAUCGGCGCGGAGAAACGAAGGAAACUCGACGAUGAGGAUAGCGAGAGCUGUUUUGGGGAGGUAAACGAGGUCGCGAGCCUGGCCGGGAGCGCGUGCGGCGGCGGGCGGAACUGUGACACGGACUGUGACGCUUCUCCGGAGUGUGAGGAUGUGGGCUCGGACAGUCCUCGCCCUGCGUCACGGAGCUCACAGCUGCUCGCGUCACCGCCGCCGACAAGCGCGCGAGCCGCGGAGGAGACGCGCGUGGAGCUGCAGGGCUCGGAUCUGUGGAAACGCUUCCACGACAUCGGCACGGAAAUGAUCAUCACCAAAGCAGGCAGGCGAAUGUUCCCUGCAAUGCGAGUGAAAAUUACAGGACUGGACCCUCAUCAGCAGUACUACAUCGCAAUGGACAUCAUACCCGUAGACAAUAAACGUUACAGAUACGUGUACCACAGUUCCAAGUGGAUGGUGGCAGGAAAUGCGGAUUCGCCCGUACCGCCGCGUGUGUACAUCCACCCGGACUCUCCUGCGUCUGGUGAGACGUGGAUGCGACAGGUCAUCAGCUUCGACAAACUCAAACUGACCAAUAACGAGCUGGACGACCAGGGCCAUAUCAUUCUACACUCCAUGCACAAGUACCAGCCGCGUGUCCACGUCAUCCGUAAAGAGUGCGGUGACGAGCUCUCACCCGUUAAGGCCGUGCCGACCGGCGACGGCGUGAAGGCCUUCUCCUUUCCUGAAACGGUGUUUACCACAGUCACGGCCUACCAGAACCAACAGAUUACAAGACUGAAAAUAGACAGAAAUCCAUUUGCGAAAGGAUUCAGAGACUCAGGGCGAAACAGGAUGGGUCUGGAGGCUCUGGUGGAGUCGUAUGCUUUCUGGAGGCCUUCACUCAGAACUCUGACGUUUGAGGAUAUACCAGGAAUGACCAAGCAAGGUGCAGCAGGCUCUCAUGGAGUUGUUGGGUCUUCGGCACACACACACUUACUUUCUACAUCAUCAUGCUCCUCCCCAGCAUUUCACCUGGCCACAGGAGCGGGGCCUGUGUGUGACUACUCAACCUGCAGUCGAACCAGCCAUCCUCUUCACCGAUUCCCCACGCCCCUCACUGCAGACUCGUACAGCCGAUUGGCCAGCCCUGCAGCCGACGCCUUUUCCUCAACCAGAAAUCCUGCUUAUGUGGGCGGAUCAGACGGAGAGGCGUUUUCCUGCACACAGACUGGCCUUCCAAUCCAGAUCCCCGGUAUGCCUGGUCAUGCCCCCCAGCUCCAGUAUUUCAUGCCCAGCCCGGCUCACAAUGCCUUCUCCACCAAUCAGAGUGCACAGAGCUCGUACAACGGCUUUCGUCUCCAUAGUCCCUAUGGCCUUUAUGGAUACAACUUUUCCACCUCACCACGAUUGGCUGCUAGUCCUGAAAAGAUGGCUGCCACACAGAGCUCGGUCCUGGGCUCAUCCCCAAGCGGUACUUUGACAGACAGGCAAGUUCUGUCCCCUGUGGAUGGUCUGCACAUGCUCAGUGGGAGUCAACAAUCUCUCUUUGACUCACGGACAUUAGGGCUGACAAGUUCCACCUCUCAGGUCACUGCCCAUAUGGCCUGAACUAUGAACUUUGACCUCCCCACCAUGACAUGGACACAGACAGGUGGCCAAAACAAUCUGGAGGUCUCUCAAAGCUCUCUUUAUGGGACAGUACUAUGAGAUUGUUGACAAAGGUAAGGAAUGAUGUAACAUGCAAUACUGAGGAAGUAUUUUAUGGAUCGAGAAAGCCAAAGGAGGAGAGUGUUUUAUUUCUAGCAUUAUUGUUAUCUGGAGGUUACAGUGAGACUUUAAGUGUUGCCUUUGUUUUAAAAAAAAAAGUCAAAUCUCCUACUGGGUUCUGCAUACAGUAAAAGCUCAUGCACUGAUGGCCAUGGGGUUGGACUUUAAAUGGUUUAAGCGUGGGCAUCUAUCCAUGAUAAAAACAUUUCUGCCGUGAACUAGGACAGAGCUGAACACAGGCAGAGCAAGACUGGACAGCACGUCUGACUUACAAAGUACUUUAAAAAUUUGGAGAGCACUUCUCUCUCUCACUUUACUGCACACACACACACACACACACACACACACUUUACAGUCAAACCCUCCCAGAACUAGAUGCCAAAAUUUGACUUCUCCAUACUGUUAGUACAGCGAACAGUGCCUAUUUAUCUGAGUGAGUUUCCGUGAGAGACUCCUGGUAUGAGCUGACCUAGAAUCCGAAUUAGCUUCUUACCAACUGAGCAGCUGGGAGCCUGCAAGACCAGAAAGAGGAGGUGGCCAGCGUCACAGCAUAACCGGGCUUUUAGUUAGGAAACAAAUAAAAUGUGAAGUCCCACUGGAACCAAGAUUUGCGCUUUGGCUGCCAGUGUACUUGGUACUUGUUUGGUAUUAGCAGAGCUUGCAAGCAGGAAAUCAGCAGUAGUCUGUAUGGGGUUUAGAGUCGGAUGCCCAGAUUUAGCGACUCCACUGCUUAUGGCCUGAAUGACUUCCAGCUAGCACCAUAGUUUAUGGGGCUUAAACUGAAAUUGGAAAGGUAAAGCAACAGUGAGCAAAAAAAUAAAACUUUGGCCGUUAUUUACCAAGCUGCGAUGUGGAAAUUUGAUCUGCACUUCUCUACUGACAUGAUUUAGAAAUAUAGGCCAUGGCAUUGUUCAACUCACAUACAGUUACAAAUGCAUGCUCUGGCAACCUCCGUCAGGCUUCUUGGCUUAUCCUGGGUCAGCGUUUAGUACCAGUGAACUGGAGCUGAAAAGUUAAAGCUUCAGUUAUUCAAAAACGGUUUAUUUUUUCCUCUAGCAGACAUACUGUAUUAGCUUUAAUAUGUCUGUUUUUUUAAAAGCAAUUCUAUAUAAAUAAGGAAAAGAUUGAUAUUAAUGUUAUUGUUGGACAAGUUCACUCAUGCACUUACAGCAAACAUUUUUUUUAUCUUUGAUGUUUGUUAAGUGGCCAAAUCUGACACUUUGGAAAAUUUUUGGCCUGGGAAUUACAAACAAACCCUAUUGAGCCAAAUAAAAUAUAUGCAUAUUGUACAAAACAAUAAGACUAUGAGGUUUCUCAGUGUUAAUCAAUGUAUAUAACUGACCACAUGCAAAAUAUACCUGUGUGAGUAUGUGUGUGUGUGUGUGUGUGUGUGUGUAAGAUCUACCAUUACUGUCAGACAAGGUCAUGACAGAUGUGUAAAACACUCACAGGAUGUCAGGGAAGGAAAUAUCUCUUUAACUUAAAAAGUUUUUGUCACAUAUUUCAGUUACUUUAAUUUUAAAUUACAUGAUAUGGCAUCAUCAGUGUGUAGCAUUGCCAUCUUACAGCUUUGUGGUUUGAUCCUGAGCUCAGGUUAUUAUCUGUGUGGAGUUUCUCAUGUUCUCACCUUUCCUAUUUGGGUUUCCUCAGGGUUCUCCAGUUUCCUCCCAAGUCCCUAAAACAUGCCAUUAGAUGGAUUGGCUAGCCUAAUUGUCCCUAGGUGUGAAUGGGUAUGUGUGUGUGUGUGUGUGUGCAUGGUGCCAUACAUCCAGAGUGAAUUCCUGUCCCACACCCAAUGUUCCCAGGAUAUACACUCCAGAUCCACCGCAAUCCUGACCAGGAAAAAUUGCUUAAUGAAGGUGAAUGAAUGGAUGAAUGAAUGAUAUAGCACCACAUCAUCCACUACAGCUUUAGCUGAACUAUAUAAAAAGCAGACUUUUCAAGGAAUAUAACUCCAUAUCCAUUAUUUAUAUAGCUGGGCCUUGGAAUUAUUAAGAGUCUAUCAGGCAAGACUGACAUUUUAAGAUAUUAAGACUUAAUGUUUUGACUCUAAAUACUCUAAAUAACUCAAAAGAUAAAGCAGACACAACAAAUUCAUUCAUAAUUUCUACUGUUGAGCAUCAAACCAUAUCAUUCCAAUGAGCUGAAAUAUUACGCUCUCCUCUUUAUUAGCUAUUACUAAAUUUUUUUAACACAAACUCCUACAAAAACUGUAUCUGUACCUCUAAGUGUUAGACUUCUGAAAGUUGUACAGCAAUGCCUCGCACCAACACUAAAUCAAGUAAUAUAGCUGAUAUCCACAAGGCUCCCUGGAGGACUAGUGUUUAGGCGCUCUCACCGCCGUGGCCCGGGUUCGAUUUCCUGCCGGGGAGCCAACCCCAGCCACUGGCGUUGCACAAGACAGUGCACUCCGAGUGUCGGUCCCAUGCCCAGAUAAAAAUUGGGGAGGGCUGCGUCAGGAAGGGCAUCCGGCAUAAAACCUGUGCCAAAUCAAAUAUGCUGACCAAUGAUCCGCUGUGCCGAAAGAAGAACAUAGCUGACAUCGACAAGUCCAAGUAUUCCAUAAUGCAAAAUCAAUGUUUAGAAUGCAUGUUUUUUGUAACAAGAACAUAUAAGAAUUUUUCUGACAGUACAUGAGUAGAAAUUAUAAAGCCAAGCACUACAGUGAAGCAGAAUAGACAAAAUACAAUAUAUUGAUGCUAUGAUGCUAUAUAUAUAUUAAUGUUGCUUGUCAAUCUUGGAGGGUGGGGUUAGGUAGUAUUAUUGAUUUAUAGAAGAAUAAGUAAGGAAAACACUCGAGAGCAUGUUCUUGUAGGAAAAUAAGCAACGACAGGGUGGUGUGAUGUGUGAUGUGACACAAUGAAAAGCACUUUGAUUGAGACGUUGAUUAUUUUCCUAUAAUGGCACAUCCCAAAGUGAUUUUUUUCCUCUUAUACCUCAGCAAUUUGCCAAUCUACAAUACAAAUCCAUAUCUAAAUUUUGUUUGCAAUUAAACUGUUAAUGUAUUAGAAAGAGAGCAUUAAUUGCCCAAACUGUUGUUAUAGAAAAUUAAUCAACAUCUUCUGACCAAUCAGAACCAAACAAGUCAAUAGCACUGUGGUAUAAGACCAUAAUUAUAAUCAAGCUCAGCAUAUGGUGUGUUUCAUUAAUGGUUUCAUAAAAAAAUUUUUUUUUAAAAAAACCCUUUUAAGGGAACAACAGAUCUAUAUUGAACAUCUGCAACAAGAAUGGUGGUAAUGAGCUCUCAACCGAUGCUACAUUGAACAUCUGCAACUAGCAUGAUGGUAAUCGGUUCUCCAAUUGAAUAAUUGAAUGAUUUUAUAUUUUGUAUGUUAUAUAUUUUGUUUUUUGUCUAUGUUGGUCCACCAUUGAGCACUUCACCCUUCAAAAUUCCUGCCCUAAUAAACCUGUCACCAUUGUGCCACUGAUUGGGUGAAAACUUUAAACUAGUGUGAAAUUACACAAGUCAUCAAAAUGGUUCCUCUGUGGUGUGUGUGCGAGACAUUACUGGAGAGAGUGUAAAAAGACAUUACACAGGAAAUAAGUCAUAGAACUAUCAAGGCAUUUAGUUGUUAGAUUAAAAUGGCUGUGUAAUUGGUGGAAAAUGAUAAUGCAGUAUCUAAGCACAUGAGUCCUGUUUGUUAGUGUGCUGUGUGAGGAAGAGUCUGACUUCUGACAGCCACCGAGGUGCUUCUUGAAGGUGAGUGGGGUUACAGCAUGCUGGGGGGUAUUUUAUUUUAGAACAGAGGAAUGACUGGCUUGCUGAAUCUGAAUAACAGGUGACAGCCUGACCACACACACACACAUACACACACGCACAUAACAGCUCAAUGUCUGGCUCAUUAUCAGUACAUUUGAGUACAUUAACACUUUAAGGCUAGCAGGUGCACUGGAGAGCUGAUAGUGUGUGUGUGUGUGUGUGUGUGUGUGUGUGUUUGUGUGUGUGAGAGAAACAUGAUCAUAGAAGGCAUAUCAAUAAUUACACUACAGCACUGAAUGCUGAAUUCUGAUUGGUCAAAAGGUGUUGAUUAAUUUUCUACAAUAGUUCUGGCUGUGAGGUUUAUAUUAUUAUGCUCGUUAUAAUGCUAUUAUUUCUAUAUUAACAACUUACUAAGGAACUUGUAAGUUCUCCACACUCCACAUAAUGAGAUUUUAAAAACAUGUAAUCAUUGAUAUUUUUUCUCUUAGGAGAUGUUUAUUUAACAUUUCUGGAAGGAGUCUCCAGUGUCAGUGCUUUGUAAUAGUCAGUAGGUUUACUGGCACAAGAAAAUCUACUGGUUUCUUGGUAACAUGCAAUUCGCAAGCUACAACAUUUGUCUUAUUCAAGAGAGAGAGAAAAAAAUAGAGGUGAAGGAACAACUGCUUAGAGCUGUUAUAACAUAGGUUAUAAUAAAGUUGUAAAAAAUUGUAAUCAAACACAAAUUACUGAGGUAUAAGCGGAAUAAAACACUAGGGACCGAGCUGUUUUCGGAAAAUAAUCAACUAUGUGGUGCUAACAGUAAUUCUUCUACACAUCAUGCCACCUCCCCAUUCCUAUACCAUCUAUUCCAUCUAUUUUAUAAGACCUUCUGCAAUUCUGCAAUCCAAACAUCAUUCUUUUCAAUCUCCUUCUUUCAUACAGUCCACCUCACACACACAAACUAGCCUAUAUACACAAACUCAUCCCUAUGUACAGUAGCUAGAUGUCUUUCCUUCAUCUGUAGAUCAUCCUGAAUGUGUUUUUGUUGUAUUGCCAAAAACCAGCCUUUAUGCACAAAAGUUCAAAUCAGUUCAUAAUAAAUAAUUCAUAUUAAUAUACUGCAGUACUCUAUCAAUCAUACCGUAUUAACAUCAGAGUAAACUACAAGCCACAUCAUAUAGUCAUGCUUAUUCAGAUAUAUUCAUCUGUGUGUCCGCUGGUGUGUUACAUAAUGCAAAUGAUCCACAAUUUGGCCACAAAUAACCUCAAAGAGCAUGGUUCAAGUCCACGCCGGCAGCUCGUCUGCUUCCUCCUUCUUUAACAUAUGACUAAUACAAACGUAUUACAGUAGAGCCUGUGUUUUCUGCUUCACACUUCCUGUAGUUACAUGUUGCGGUGUAGUCACUCAUGACUGAGCAUAAAGUCCUGCACACUGGCUGUGCAGAAGUGAUGGAGUAAUUUCAUGCAUUUUGUGGAAAGCAAAUUGUGGAAAGCUAUUUACUGAAAGGGUUUUCUCAUUGACGAUUUGAGUUUAUGUUUUAUUUAUUUUUUCUUUAGAAAUGUGGAUGAUGUACAGCUUGAAGGAAUAAAUAAAUGAAUAAAUGAAUAAUUGAACUGUGCAAAAGUCUUAGGCACAUGCAAAGAAAUGCUGUAGAGCAAAGAUGCCUUCAAAAAGAAUGAAAUGAAAUGUUUUUACAUUUAAAAAAAAAUACUGUAAAGAGCAGUAAACAGUAAUAAAUGAAACAAAGUCAGUAUUUAGUGUAGACAACCUUUUGCUUAAAAAAAAGUUUUAGUAGUCUCAGGUAAAAUGUGUGCAGUUUUAUAAAGAAAUGAGCUGUAAGUGUUACUGAGCAUCUUGCAGAAGCAGCCACAGUUCUUCUGGAGACUUUGACUGUCACACUCGCUUCUUAUUUUUGCAGCAAAACCCAGCAGCCUUCAUUAUGUUUUUUUUGUCUGAAAAGUGUCUCUUAUGUAAUACGCUGCUUUCUUUGCUGACAUUCAAAUAUUUUUCUGUAACAUUUCAUUUUUGCUGGAAAACUAAUGUUUGGGAAUCUAAAAUGUUUUUGUACUGACUCGAUAUUGUAGAAGUCAUAAAAACUUAUUAC
Pangasianodon hypophthalmus (striped catfish) is the source of this 7861-nucleotide messenger RNA. It is a transcript of the gene tbx18, whose product is annotated as T-box transcription factor 18. Lineage: Eukaryota; Metazoa; Chordata; Actinopteri; Siluriformes; Pangasiidae. The transcript has 8 exons. Gene Ontology annotation, cellular component: nucleus. Gene Ontology annotation, molecular function: DNA-binding transcription factor activity, RNA polymerase II-specific; RNA polymerase II cis-regulatory region sequence-specific DNA binding. Bases 266 to 1918 code for a protein of 550 amino acids. Gene Ontology annotation, biological process: regulation of transcription by RNA polymerase II; morphogenesis of embryonic epithelium; somitogenesis. The record is from RefSeq and is a predicted model, not a curated record.